AGCCUCCUUGCCUGCUUAUAGGGUCGGCACGGCCACAUUUCACGUCGUUCAUUCUGUAUUCAUCGAGUUUUUGAUCCCUUUUUGACCUUUUGUCUUAUACCCCACGAGUUGACCGUUGAGAUCUCAACGUUCACGCGCCGCCACUUAGUGCCGCUUUAAUUUAGUCGCAACGGCCGAAGAUCACUAUACCCAUCAUGUCUGGCACACACGAGAAGCCGCUCAAUGAGCUCCUCUCCCGCUCCAUGGUCGACAUCUACGUCGGCGAAGAGAACACACACUGGAUCCUUCACGAGAAGCUCUUAUGCCACCACUCACCUUUCUUCCGCAAAAUCUUCUACGCCAAGGGCAACACAACACAAUCCUUCGGCCUCCCGGAAGACGAUGACAAUGCCUUCAAGACCUUCGUCGGCUGGCUCUACUCCAGCUCGCUCCCCGUCCCCCGGGAGGAGUCUGACCUGGGCGUGCUUUUCGACCUGUACCUGAUGGCCGAGAAAUUUCAGAUCCCUAACCUGAUCGCCGACGUCCUGCAGGUCGUCCGCGAAUGGUACAAGUUCAGCGACUCGUACCCCGGCCUUCGUCGCGUGCAGUACAUCUACGCCAACACCGAGAACGGCAGCCCCAUGCGCCACAUGCUCGUCCACUCUAUUGCGCGCAUGAUGGUGCUCGAGAAGGGUCUGCCUGCGCACUGGGACAAGGCACUGCGCAAGAACGGCCAGCUUGCUGUCGACAUCAUCUGCGCGAUCCAGGACUGGCGACUUGACGAGGAAGUCGUUCCCGAUGCGCGCGACGACCCUGCCGAAGGCGAGGAUCUUAUCGACGUCGAGGAGGAAAUCAAGCAGAACGACGCCGAGCUCGAGCAGAAUGCCGAUAUUGAAGACAACGCAUCUGAGUCCGUCGACGGACCCGAGGGUGAGGAGCAAGAGCAGAAGGAGAACGACGAUGCUGAGGAGACAGACGACACCGUCGUCGGCAGCCCGACGCAGAGCAAGCAUGACAUUUCCAAGGACGACAAGAAGGCUACCAAUGGCACAUCGAACAAGGUCGACGACUUGAAGAAGGACUUCAGCAAGUUUAGCCUUAAUGUUGUGCCUAACGGUCUUACCAACGGCGACUUCGGUACCCUCAAGGCGUAAGCUUUGAAGGCCGAGACUUCUCGACGCACGACUUGACGACAUCUAGGCUCCACGACGUCUAGACUCGACGAGACAACUUCUCCUUGCGAGCGCAGGCUCGCUUUGGUUCAACUUGUAUGAAGGAAACGAAACACGUUGCAUAAGGGCGUUCCGGUUUGCCAUUGGGUUUAUGGACGCUCAAUAU
Messenger RNA from Macroventuria anomochaeta, 1317 nucleotides. RefSeq lists its product as uncharacterized. The record is from RefSeq and is a predicted model, not a curated record. The transcript has 2 exons. Gene Ontology annotation, molecular function: protein binding. The coding region runs from base 195 to 1133 and encodes 312 amino acids. NCBI's taxonomy places the organism in Eukaryota, Fungi, Ascomycota, Dothideomycetes, Pleosporales, Didymellaceae.